Hydractinia symbiolongicarpus is the source of this 5973-nucleotide messenger RNA. RefSeq lists its product as uncharacterized. The record is from RefSeq and is a predicted model, not a curated record. The transcript is spliced from 3 exons. Bases 1429 to 4545 code for a protein of 1038 amino acids. NCBI's taxonomy places the organism in Eukaryota, Metazoa, Cnidaria, Hydrozoa, Anthoathecata, Hydractiniidae.
CCAAAAACACGGAAGUCAGCAAUUUUUUGGAACUAAGUUGUCCUUUGGGGUCUAGAUAACACUUCUGCUGAGUUUCGUGUCUUUUGAACAACAACUUUAGAAAUUACAGAGCAAAGUAGGAGGGAAUCACCUAACCCCAGCCUUGAGGAGCCCUCAAACAACCCAGCAUGAAUCGGGUUAAGCCAACUCGAAAUGGUCUAGACGGUCUUGAUUUUUUUGUUGGUAGCUAGCUACGCAAAUACAACACCGUAAUUUCGGGCAGACAAAUCAUGGAAGGGAACAAACUUCAUUUUUUAACUCGAGGCUUGAAUAAUCACACAAAAUCCUAAUGUUGAUAAAAAAAGAAAGAAUAUAAAAAAUAUAUAAGAACAUGAAAGAAAUAUUAUCUAGAACCAAUCGUUGAAUCCAAAACAAGUUAUACAAGCAUAGGGAAUCCAGAUUUAUCAAGUACUUGUUAAUAAAAUAAUUUGUUAUAUAAAUUAUUUCGUAGCACUUCUUUGCGGAAGAAUUAAUUUGAUGAUAUGAUAUGUUCCUGUUCUUGUUUUUUUCACCUCUCCCCAUACUUUUGUUUACUUAUACUGAACCGCUCAAUUUCUUGUAGAUUACUGGAAGUUUCAAUAAAACAAGGAACAAGCCAGUACCAAAUAACUUUUGAGUGGUUUUAAGAUAUGUAGAUCAAACUCAGCAUGAGAAUAGCAUAAAAGGAAUUGAUUGGUCGAUAUUAGAAGUUUGCUGAAAUCAGAAAUUUUUGCUAUGAUGUCACCAUUUUUCGAAAACAACUGUUUCCGCCGCUGACAAUUAUAAGUUACUUUCAUUUGUCUUUCCAAAAGAUUUUUUAAUUAUCACUCUUAAUUAUGGAGAAAAAACAAUGCUUAAGAAAUGAAAUUUUUUAUGGAACUCCAUUUCAACUUCCAGAAUAGAAUAUGAAGUCUUAUCGAAAGGAGGAAUAUUAAAAGUCUCUAAGUUUUAGCUCUCUUUGAGCAGUAGUUUGGGACUUAUAAUAAAAGAAAAAGCGAGAGGGUGGUGGAAUCUACGUUCAAAAAAAUCUGUUCUAACCUUGUAAAAAAUCUACCACGAUCUUAUGGAGCUUAAAAGGGUGUUAGUAAAAAGGGCAAGCAGUUUUAUGAAAAACUACAACAACAUAAAUAGGCACAACUAAGCUUAGUCACUUUAUCUGACAACGUUGCAUUUUAUUAUUGCAUUAGGUUACUUUGUCCACAUUCUCUGCAUUUUCUACGGAGACGAGCAUUAAUAUAUAAAUUCAUAUUUCACAAUUCACAUUGCAUGAACAUGGAGGCGUUGUCUUGCAAUAUCAAAUAAGAAAAAUAAGAAAAAAAUUGCAAUACCUGACAAAAAUUAAAAUAUUGAGCAAGUUUUAAUACACACUUACAGUAUCCUUUAUUGAUAUUUUUCUUUAGAUUUUCCAACAUGCAUUGGCUUACUAUCUGCAUAAUUGCUGGUGCUCUCCAGAGAUCACUUUCUUUGCAUAGCAUGAAGAAUUCUUUAGCAACUGAAGUAAAAUCAUCCAAUAUUAUUAUCCAAGCGGCUGAGUCAAUUAAAACGAAUCGCCAAUCAGAUUAUUUUCCAUCAAGUAAUAGCAUAUCAAACCAAAGAAGUAGGACAUACGGAGGCAAGAAGCAACCGCCCACUAUCGCGUUAGUACAAAGUCACUCUUCUGGUCACUUACUGAAAAAAUCGUCAAAAGUAAUUGAUAAUAUCCAUUUCAAUACAAAAAGCCACAUAUCACCAACUUACUCUGUGAUUCCAGAUGGAGAAAAUUUUCAAGCCACUUCUCCGAGUAAAGCAACUUCUACAAUAGUAAAUGUUUAUGAAAUAGAAACAACUGACUCUAAAACUCCAUCCGUUACCGUUGCAAGUUCCUCAACAAGAGGCCAGGAAAGCAUUUUUGCUAAAACAUUACUUUCUGUCGAUUCACUCCUAAAUCCAGAUCAAACAAAAAUUCAUCUAUCAAAGACCAACUCGUUUGAAAAAAUUGAAACAAAUGCAGCAAAACAAUAUUCUCUAAAAAAUAUUGCAACUCAAAGAACUAUUAGCCUUGAAAUCAAUCACCAAUCAAGUACCGCAGCGUUAAAUGAUUUAACUAAGAGAAGUAAAUACUAUUCUCAGGAUCGCCAUACAUCAAAAAAUAAAGAUGAUAAAUCACAAGAACUGGAAGCAACGCCAUCGGUAAGCAAGCGACGUUUAUUACCAACACGAUCAUCCAAUGUUCAAGCCACACCAGUAUUAUCAACGAAAUUGUUUUCUGGAUUUGCUAAAGUCCAACCGAACAAGAGCAGGGAAACUAGGCAAACAGAUGAUGUCACAGUUCCUACUGAAAAAUUGGCAAAAGUAAUUAAAGUGACCUCCCACCUUGAGUAUCCGUCUGUGUCCUCACCAUUCAAAAGCGACAACCCUAGAAAAAGUAAACACUUUGAAAAUAAAAAAGCCCCAAUAUCAAAAGUUUUUUCCAAGUCAUCUUUGAACGAACCUGCCAUCGAAUCCUCAAGGGUUGUUCAAAAUAACUUAAAUGACAUUGCAAGUUCUUCAAAGAAGGUUAAUAAAAAUACACUUUCUGAAACAUAUUCUGUUGUCAAUUCACAUCUACAGUCAUCUGGAUCCAAAAUUCACGCAUCAAUAAUCAAUUUUGUUGACAAGGAACUUGCAUCAAACGCAGUCAAACAAUCUUCGACCAUUCAAAAUUCCAUCAGUUGUAGCAACAUUCAUCAAUUAAAUAGCAAAAAGGUGGGUGACUUGUUUAAAGAAAACAAAUCUACUUUUCAGCAUUCUGCAAGUCAUACAUUAAGAAAAAUUGAAAGUAAGUCAGAAGGACUCCAACAAACGACAUCGGAAAGCAAACAAAAGUUACUGCCGACACGAUCAUCAAAGGUUCAAACAACACCAGUUAUAUCGACAAAAUUAGUUACUGAAUUUGUUAAAAUUCAAGGCACUGAAAGCAUCAAAUAUUCGCAAGGUUAUGAUGCCACAAUUCCUACCAAAAGAUUGAAUAGGAUAAACAAUGUAACUUCUUUCUAUGCGUAUCAACCCGUUUCCUCAGCAGUUAAAAACGAAAACUUGAGAAAGAGUCAGCAUUUUAAAGAUAGAAAAACCGCAUUUUUAAAGUUUUUAUCAAAGUCAUCAUUAGUCAAGUCUGCCUUUGAAUCCUCAAGGGCUGUUCAAGAAGAAAAAUCUGUCACGCAUCACACAGUAAAGAGUGUCGCAACAUACAACAAAACGACAACGACUCCAUCUUUUUCCGAAAAGACAAAAGUCUAUCCAAAUACCACGGGAAAAGCAGUCACUACUGGUAAAACAACAGCGAAAGGAUUAAACAGGAUAUGUAUUUGCAAAGAAAAAAGAGAAGCGAAAUACAAUCAAUUUAACUUUGACCUUCCCGAAUAUUAUUCAACAGAAAACAAACAUAUCUUGCUAGCAACCUAUCUCACUUCAUUUCUUUACCACACUUAUCCUGACUAUGAUAUUAAUAUUAUUGCAAAGAAAAUGCUGCUAAAGAACACCGGAAAAGAUUAUAUCACAAUGGUGACACACGAGUCUAAAGGGGAACUAAGAACAGAAGUUUAUCCUGGUCUUCAAAGAACAGUUGACGACUACCCGUCUGUGUAUAAAUACUCAAAAGCUAUUCGAUAUUGUUCCAAAAACGCUACCUUCUGCGAAUACCAUGAAGGGGAUGAAGAUUCUAACAUCAUUUUAGUUGUACCACAUGGAGGAAUGCUGGCUCCUGACGGAAUACAACCGAGACGUAGCGGUUGUUACACUUCAAGUGGGUGUUCUUACACAGAUUUAUGUGAAUGGCCUAAAGUAAAGAUUUUAGGUCAGAAAAGAAACAAAAUCUGCCCAAUUGAAUCAUCUACAAACUUUUAUACAAAAGAGUUUGCCAUCACUUUAGCUGGUAGUUUGCAAAAUCGAACAGGCAGCAAACCUCACAUCGUCAUCAUGAAUUUACAGCGAGCUUUUAUUGAUGUUGGCAUACUGCCAAAAGACAAAAGAGCAUAUUAUGAUCGAGAACUCAAAUCAGUUUGGGAUGAUUUUCAUAAAUUUAUCGGAUUCGCAAAAGAUCGUAUUAAAAAUCGUGGAGUUGUAUUUAAUUUGCACAGCCAUAAGAAUUAUCCACACAAGAUUAUUUUAGGCUACUCCAUAAAGUACGAUGGAGAUCGUACUCGAAGCUCCUUAAAUGCUUUGUUGGAAAAUAAGAAUAUAAAGCUAGAAGAUGCUACCACAGGUAAAUAUAGUUUGGUAGAUUGCUUAAAUAAAAGAAAUAUUACCAGUAAUAUCCUUGAUGAACAGACCAAAGAUAGAUAUCGAGAAAAAAGAGGAGGGAAAGAAGCCGGCGAAGAAGAAGAUAUAAAAAGAGAAGAAAAGGAAACUGAAGAUCACCAACUGUUUUUAACAAAACUAUAUGGAUCCUAUUACGGCGGCUCUGUUGAUGCUAUGAGGAUUUCAGCUCCGCAAAAAUAUUGCAAAGUUGAGGAUUACGUCAAAAAAGUCAGCUACGGAAUAACUGAUUUUAUGAAAUUAAAUUACCAGUAAAAUGCUACAAAUAUUUAUGUGUAACGUUUCAUAGAAGUAUUAUAGGAACUGGAUUCCGGACUCCAUAUAAACCAACAGUAUUAAGUUCUUUAAGUUAUUUUUACAGGUAGUCUUAUUAAACACUUCUAAUUCGUUGUACGUUUGCAAUUAAGUAAUAAGUUAAUGUAAUAUAUAAUACUUGAAUUCACAUAUUUACAGAAAUUAAACCUUAUGCUGUCCGGAAGAGGGAGCUUCUUUUUACAUUUUUUUAAUAAUUCUUUUUCUACUGCGUUGUUUCGCUAUGAUACUUAUCGAGUUCUAAUAUUUAUUCAUUAGACAUGCCUUCCCACAUUUUUAGGUCCCAUAUCCACAGAGCCUUAGAUUUUACAUGAAAUCCCUAAUCAGUAAAAUAUUGUAACUUCUCUUUUUUAUGCUUCAUAAUAGAAAAUAUCGCCAUAACUACAUUGCCUCAAGGUGAAUCAUUCUAAGACGAAUUGGCACGUUGCUAACCCGUUUUUAGAAAUCGGGCGAUUAUCAGCUGUUUUUUUGUCAUGUGAAAUAUGUGUAAACCGAAAGCCAUAAAUAAUUUUCAUUUGGUUAUCAGAAUCUUCAAAAAAAAAAACCAAUUAAAAUUCGUUCUAGAAGUAUAUUAAUUGUAGACAUAAAAUGCUUUUUUUGCAAAUUUUAAGCUUCUGAUGACGACUUAGACAAAAUUCCGAAAAUCAUUUUUUUAUUUUUUAUUUUUUUUAUUAAGCUAUUAUAAAGGAUAUGAAAUUCAGUUACUUAUACAAUAAAUUUUCUGUCAAUGAGUGUUCUCUUAAUACCACAAUUGUGGCAGAUUUUUUGAUUUCCUUUGGGUAAAGUCAAUGAAAAGUUGUGGAGAAUGAAGAAGCCCGCCCAAUCCCCUGUAAAAACGGGUUAAAAAAUCCUCGGACGAAAUAGGGUUAAAAGAUAAAAAUAGUAAAAUACCAAUUUUAAUUAAACUUUUUUUACUAAAGUUUAGCAUUUUUUUAAAUAGAAAUAGUUUAUUAGUUAGCAUACAGAUUGCAAUUAACAAAUCAGUAUUCAUCCCUACUGUCUAUGUUGUCACCCCAACAGCUUAUGUCUUCUUUAAUACAUCCAUUUUAUUAAGAUCUGUGUCAUAUUAUUAGCAUGAUAUGUCAUGUCAAAAUUGACAAAACAUACACCUCGUGAUGUAUGCAUGUAACCUUGUCUCUGUUUUUUCUUGCGGUCAGCAGUUUUGCUUUGUCAAAUGUCAAUAGGAUGUACUUAGAGCGGAAUUUUAAAGAUGUAUCUUUGGUUUUAAUUAAUAACCUAUGGUAUGAUAACAGCUUAUUAAACUUUAGGAAACUAUAUUGUUUUCGGGAUAUAGAUACCAAAUAAAAAAAUAGCGAAAUACAGAGCGAAAUUAACCAUAAAAUUUAUUGUUCUUUUCGUCAAAAUGUUUUG